GAGCAGCCGGAGAGGAGAACAACGGAGCUGCUAGUUUGUCCCAAACAACACGAGUGGAUACCUUUAAAUUAGUAGAAAAGGAGCUGAAGAUAGUUUUUUAUUCCUUUUGGAGAUUUUUUUUAGAAAGUUGGGGACAUAUGCAGCGGUGGUAUCCACUCCUAGCGGCAGCUGGUGGCGGUGCUUGUUAGCAUGAGCUAGCCGGUUAGCUGGACCUGACUGACGGGGGAAGCCGUGUGGAAAGCUGCGGGUAACAUCAGGCGACCCACAACACGGGCAGACAAAAGAAAAGGGCUUUUAAAAGGGUCGUAGGGCGUAGAAAUUAUAUGUAGUGUUACCGUAAGGUGCCUCGGUGGUGUACUAAGCCAGUUGGCAGUGAGUUUGAGGCGAGUCGCUAACUUAAAUCCAGAUAUCUGGGUGGUCUCGGGGUGACAUCUGUAAACAGUGGCGCUGAGCAGCUUUAGCAAAACGUAGCUAGAAACAAAACAACAAAACAACACAAUGAGCACCGAAGAGACCGCAGCGCCCACAAAAGCCGAGCCGGAGGAUGAUGGCAUGACCUGGUGGUACAAAUGGCUCUGCAAAAUAGCUGGGGUUUUAGGAGGAAUAUCCUGUGCCAUCUCAGGAGUGUGGAACUGUGUCACUGUGAACCCUUUAAACAUCGCUGCUGGAGUAUGGAUGGUGUUGAACGCCUUCGUGCUCUUCCUCUGCGAAGUCCCGUUCUGUUGCCAGUUCAUAGAGUUCGCUAAUGCAAUAGCAGCCCGUGCAGACAAACUCAAACCCUGGCAGAAGGCCUUCUUCUACUGUGGGAUGGCUCUGUUUCCAGUGUUCUUGAGUUUCUCCUUUACAACCUUGUUUGGAAACGCCAUCGCCUUUGCCACAGGAGUUCUGUACGGCCUCGCAUCUUUAGGCAAAAAGGGAGAUGCAGUGACUUACGCCAGACUGCAGCAUCAGAAACAGGGGGACGAAGAGAGGAUGACGGGAACGACGAACGGGGCUCCGGAGUGAGGAAGCUGCCUUUCCACCCUCCUCUUCCUCGGUUUUCCUCAGUUCUUACACUUGAAUUCCUCUCCCCUGUCCUCCACCCGUCCUACCUCUUCCUCCACACUCCUGUCCCCGCUAUCAGUUGUGUUACUACAUAACAGUUUAUUUAUUGACUUUAAGUAUGUGUUGUCCUGAGCUAAUAGCAUCCAAACAGACUGAUAGUGGAUUCAGCCCAUUAUUUGGUACCUGGUGUGUAAAUGGGAUUUAUCAUUUGUGACUCGAUACUUUACAUCCUAAGUUUUGUUGUUUUGUUUUUAAUUCUUCUCAUGGGUUUGUGUCUCUUAUUGUUUGUUGCUACUGUCAGUUGCUGUGUUGGCAGGAACAUUUUUUGAAGUACAUCUUUAAAGCCCAAAAAGCCUUUUUCAGGAAUUCUGAGCAGAAAUUAAUGUGAUUGUAAAAUGUACAUAAUUGACUUCAGGGUAUUCACUCGGACUCUGAGGCUGUGAUUCAGAGUUGUGUGACGGAUUGAGCGCAUAAAGAGAGGUCAAACGCUGCUGUGCGAUCUGCAUGCGUCCUGCUUUUUGGCAGCAUAUCCCACUUCGUGUCACUUUAACAGCCACGCCACCAGAGUGUUUGGUGCAGCGUGGGAAAAAAACACAUCAGCAACAUUCAGAUAUUAAACACAAACUAUAAUUACAUUUAUACAAUAAUUACAAUAUUCUUGAAGAGCUGCGUGUCACAAAACAAGAUGUGAGGAUUAGGAAUUUCGAGGCCUCCAUGUCCAAGUCAGAAGAACCCUGACGGGACUUUCUAGAUCAUUUAUUUGAGGAAAAUGUUUUUUUUUUUUUAUUAUUAAAUAUCAACUAGUGCAAGAAUUAAAAACCAGAGCUACAGAAUGUCUGUACUCACGUUUGAUUGGGAGUCUUAAACGUUUGAACAUCAGAUUUGAUGAAAAACAGGUGGGCCAGUGUGUUUUUGUUAUUCAUUUUGCAUUAUUAAUUUAUCUUUUUUUUGUAUUUAUGUUGCUUAAUUUGUUGAAAGAAACUGCCUGACUUCUUAAAUUAUUCACUACACCACAGAAGUGUAAAUAACCUCAAGUGUUUCCUUACCUUUUCAUUGUAUUCAGGCCCCAAAAUGUUUUUCCUGCUUUGAUUUUUGAUGCUGAUGAGGGGUUUUUUUUGGCAUCAGGGUUUGAUUUAAAAAGAACUAUCGGUUGCUUUAUUAGUAGUCAAUUAUUAUGAGUCAACCAAACUCUCAUAAGGCAGCGGGCAGAGUGGUUUUUAGAGUUCCAAACCCACAGUGCACACACAACUCUGAGCUGCAGCCUGAGUGCAUCUGUAAACAUAUAGAGGCAGUCGGGAUAUUUUUACCAGAGGGGAAUGUAUUUGGUAUACCCAAAGAUGAAGACCUUUUAUCUUUAUUUUGGUUGUAUGCUUUUAUAAUGUUUUCAGUUGGUUCAGUCGCCUGCGCUGAACCUCGGGUAGCUUUCAGUGCGUGACUCAGCUCGACGGUUUCUCAAGCGAUUGGCGGCUGCAGAUUUUGCGGUACAAUUAUUUAAAAACGGAAUGUGCACUCAUUUGUAAAACCUUUUGUACCUGUUUUUUUUUUUCUUUUAGAACCUGUUACUGAUUAUCUCUUGAUUAUUCCAUGUUUAGUCUUAAUUAGUGCGCUCCACCACAACACAGCUACAACUUAAUGAGUGGAAGUGUCUCGAUUCAGGGACUAAUUGGUCUGUAUCCCACACAAUCACCAGAGCCAUGGCUUAGCUUUGUCACUCAAAUGACGUAGGCAGUGGAGAGCAAUGUACGAUUUGUGUUGUUUUUUUUUGUUGUUGUUGUUGCCUUGCCUCUGUUGUGUUAUCAGUAAUAAGGAUGCUUUUGGAAUAACUGUUUACACAUACCUCUUACUGCUCUUUGUGUAACUAGCAGGCCAGUGACUGAGUCCAUUAUUCACACAUUAGCACCAGCUCUCAGGUGUCAUACGUACCAAAUGCACAGCGUCUAGUUACCGAGUAGUUUUUUUGCAUAGAUCACAGGUAGAACUAGCAUUAACAUGAGCGUCCUCACUCGAGCCAACAGAAAAAGCGUUUGUGAUGCAUUUAAAACGUGCACAACCAGCAUUCACAAAUGUUGAAACACUACAUCCACACCAGUGAUAUGCUACAGUCUAACACUGCACACGCCUACACCACAGUCUGAACGCUUUCCUCAUCCACCAGUUCCUGUUUUUUAACUGGAGUCACGUCUCAUCAAGACUCAUGAAUUGACUGGUUUUACACCUGCAGCUGUUGAGUGUAUCAUCUGCUGUAAGGGAUAUGUGUACAAUGUGUGUUGUGAUGUGAAUCCUGUUCUAAAUUAGUGAAUUAAACAAACUUGCUACUACCACCAUA
Messenger RNA from Stegastes partitus (bicolor damselfish), 3370 nucleotides. It is a transcript of the gene cacfd1, whose product is annotated as calcium channel flower domain containing 1. Gene Ontology annotation, biological process: vesicle-mediated transport. The record is from RefSeq and is a predicted model, not a curated record. NCBI's taxonomy places the organism in Eukaryota, Metazoa, Chordata, Actinopteri, Pomacentridae. The transcript has 5 exons. The coding region runs from base 499 to 1005 and encodes 168 amino acids. Gene Ontology annotation, cellular component: membrane.